UUUCGGGGAUAGGCUGUUACUGUCAAGGAGGCUUAGGUGUGUAUCCUAACUAUAGAUCCUAACUAAAUGCUGGUGUGGGAAAAGUCGCCAGUGUAAGAUGAUGUUUCGCUACCACACCUCCACAGUCCGCACACUGCAGACUGUUGUGUCUGGUGCGUUCUUUUCCACAGUACCUUAAUUAGAAACACAAGAACAUAAGAAAAUAAGGGAAUCUGCAAGAAUCCAUCAGACCUACACAUGGUAGCCCAUACCCUCCUUACAUUGGCAAGUCACAUUCAUCACUGAUAGUGACACUACUGCCAGAGUAGAAGACAACAUGAAGAUAAGAGUAUAGCACAGGCACAAAAACACUCCAUUCCAUUGACUCCUUGAUGGUUCUGCAGGCCACAUGGCAUCAACUGUAGGCCUCUACCAACACUGAAGAAGUUUCUGUUGUUGAUCUUUGGGGAAUUUAUUGUGAGGGAGGUAUCACCUGCGUGACAAGUUCCUGAUGGCGAGCACUGAGGGGAGAGGUGCAGCACACAGAGGAGGAAAAAGCAACGCAGGAAAUGCCAGAGAUAAGAAUCAUAUUCGUUGUACUUGUUCAUGGAAUAAUAAGAGAUAUAAGGAUGCACAUGCUCAAAAAAUAUAUAACUGUAAAAUCUGCAGCCAUUCCUUUGCUUACAACACAUCUCUGCGACCUCAUAUGCUGAUUCACUCUGGGCAGAAACCACACUGGUGCUCCAUCUGUGGUAAAAAAUUCAGACAGAAGAGCAAUCUCACAACACACAUGUGCACCCACUCCGGGGAGAAACCAUACGAGUGUUACAUAUGCCACAAAGUAUUUGCCAGACUGAACCAUCUGCAGCGGCACAUCCAGACCCACACAGGUGAAAAACCCCACACUUGCUCCUUCUGCUGGAAACAGUUCACCAAGAAGUGUGGACUCUCCAACCACAUGAGCCUCCAGCACCCAAGGGAGGCGUCGCUUGAGUGUUCCCUGUGUGGCAAUAAGUUCAGGACUCAGGACCAGCUGAUGGAUCAUUUCAAGCCCAGGCGUGACUCCAGUGGUGGCCCUGUCAUCUGUUCCAUUUGUGGGAAGAAACUAUGUCAAGAGAAGUUCCUCCCAGCUCACAUGGUUUCACAUACCUCAGAGAAGCGGCCUAUUUCAUGUUCUCAGUGUGGGAAGGAAUUUGCAUACAUGAGGUCGCUCAGAGAUCACAUGUACAUACACACAGGACAAAGGCCCUUUAAGUGUCACUACUGUGGGAAGAUAUUCACUCAUAGAGGGUCUUGUAAGAAACAUGAAGCUACUCACUUUAAUGAACGGCCUUUCACGUGUUCCCAGUGUGGCAACAGUUUUACCCGCAAGUCUCAUCUCCAGUCCCACAUGCUGAUCCACACAGAUGAGCGGCCCGUGCAGUGUUCCAUGUGUCACAAAAAGUACAGGGUGAAAAGCUCACUCAGCAGGCACAUGAAGGUACACCUCCAGGAAAAACGUCACAGUUGUCCCAAGUGCUGUUGUAAAUUUCGGUUUAAAAAUGCACUGAGGACCCACAUGCUGGAACACCGAACUCAGGAGGAAUCAAGCAAAAAGACAAGGCGUGGGCGGCGCACAGCUGCUGCUGCUGCGGCUAUGGCUAAUGUAGCAUCUGUACUUGAAAACAAUGAAUGUGAGGGCUAGUAGGGAAGUUUUAAUACUCUUCUCUACCAGAUGUUGUUAAUCUUUGCAAUAUACCUCUUUUCUCAGUUGUUAAAAUAAAUACAACACAGCUUAUUCAGCAGCAAAACUCCCUCCUUUAACGAAAUACGAAGUACAUACACAUACUUACGUAAGGACACACUUUAACAAAUUUUAAAAGGUCGAGGAAAAUUUCAUUUUUUGUUUAGGUAUUUCUCUUUCUGUGUUGUGGGAAUAUGCAUACUUAUAUAAGCACAUGCAUCAUUACAUAACCAUGCAUGCUUAUAUAACUAUCUCUUCUAGUUAAAAGCAUAUUUACUUCCGGAAAAGAUGUUAGUUAUAUUUCUCUUAUUUCUAGAUGAUAUCAUGUGUAACAACAUCACCGUCUCUUACUAUAAGAGUUAAAUAAAAAAACUGUGUAGUUUUAUAAAUACUGGAAAACAGGAACUGGUACAUUCCCAUGAAACUGCUGUAGUGGAGCCGUUUCAAACUUAGCGUUAUUUAUAUCAUAGCUUUGUGGAAGACGACUGUUCCUGAUGACAUGAAGUAUUCUCACGAUCCCUAAAGUGACAAGUACUUUAUCAUACUACUCCUAAACUCUAGACCCCCAAAGGUGGACCAAGGAUGAUGCAUAGUUUGCACACUCCUUGGAGUAGUAACAUCAUCCCUAACAACGCCUCGGAAUCAGGAUACCUCGUAUAGUCAAGACCGCUGGGAUUUCAUUUUUUUUCUAAGGUUACAUAUUUAAUUGUUUUAAGUAUAUGCCACUCUCGGGGAGAUGGCGAAUGAGUGGGCAACAGUGGAUACAUCACUCACAAACAAAGAUCACUUGUUUAUUUUACUGAAGUGUGUGUGUGUGUGUGUGUGUGUGUGUGUGUGUGUGUGUUCAACUUUCGUCGCAUGCAGUGACUGAAAAACUUUGUUUGGUAAUAGUAGGAAUGAAUGCCACAUAAAAGAUGUUUACGAGAUAUAAACUAUGGAUAAUAAAUUGUUAAAAACAGACUUUACAUUGUUGUAUUCGGUUUAUUUGUGACAAAUCUUAUAAGUUUUCUCUAUUGAUUCGAAAAUUAUUAUAUCCUACUACCUCACACUGUACGUACCAACCUUGAGUGCGUUGCCAACCAGUAAAGUUUAAGAACUUUGGUUUCCAUUCAUUCCCACUCUUAUUAUGUCCACCUCAGUAAAUAAAGAGUUAACCAGCACCUUCA
Molecule: messenger RNA, 2868 nt
Organism: Scylla paramamosain (green mud crab)
Lineage: Eukaryota; Metazoa; Arthropoda; Malacostraca; Decapoda; Portunidae
Product: gastrula zinc finger protein XlCGF8.2DB-like
Exons: 3
Coding region: 491-1663 (390 amino acids)
Biological process (GO): regulation of transcription by RNA polymerase II
Cellular component (GO): nucleoplasm
Molecular function (GO): DNA-binding transcription repressor activity, RNA polymerase II-specific; RNA polymerase II cis-regulatory region sequence-specific DNA binding
Source: RefSeq, a predicted model, not a curated record